Molecule: messenger RNA, 2279 nt
Organism: Amaranthus tricolor (Joseph's coat)
Lineage: Eukaryota; Viridiplantae; Streptophyta; Magnoliopsida; Caryophyllales; Amaranthaceae
Product: protein NRT1/ PTR FAMILY 6.3-like
Exons: 5
Coding region: 200-2002 (600 amino acids)
Biological process (GO): transmembrane transport; oligopeptide transport; response to nitrate
Cellular component (GO): membrane
Molecular function (GO): nitrate transmembrane transporter activity
Source: RefSeq, a predicted model, not a curated record
UUAUCGCAACUAAAGACCCCAAACGUGGAUAGAAAGAAGACAACACACCUCACCUUCGCUUACUUCGCCCUAUUUAUACUCUUCUUUCCCCAUUACUAUCCUUCGCAUAAACUCUCCCUAUUUCUCUCUCUACCCUUCUUUCUCUCUCUUCCAAACUCAGAGGAACUUGUUUUAAUAAAAUAUAAAUAAAAUAUAUUAAAUGGCUCUCCCUGGAAAAGCCAAUAACUUAAACAGUGUUGAUAUAGAAGUUGGAAAAGAUUUAGUUUCUGAUGCAUGGGAUUGUAAUGGUCGUCCUGCUAAUCGUUCCAAAACUGGUGGUUGGAAGGCUGCUGCUAUGAUCUUAGGAGGGGAAGCAUGUGAAAGGUUGACAACAUUAGGGAUAGCGGUUAAUUUAGUGACAUAUUUAACAGGAGUAAUGCAUUUAGGCAAUGCUGCUUCUGCUAACACUGUCACUAAUUUCAUGGGUACUUCUUUUAUGCUUUGCCUCCUUGGCGGUUUCAUUGCUGACACUUUUCUUGGACGGUAUCUGACCAUAGCUAUCUUCGCCACAAUUCAAGCAUCGGGUGUGACAGUAUUGACCGUAUCAACAAUAAUCCCUAGCCUCCGGCCACCACCAUGCCCAGCCAAUUCAGAUGCGUGUACUCCGGCCUCAAAUACACAGCUCGGCGUACUCUACCUAGCGUUAUACUUAACGGCCUUAGGGACGGGUGGGGUAAAGUCGAGUGUAUCAGGUUUUGGGUCAGAUCAAUUUGAUGAAACCAAUAAGGUUGAAAAGGGACACAUGAUAAAGUUCUUUAAUUGGUUCUUUUUUUUCAUAAGUUUAGGGUCACUAGCAGCCGUGACAGUUUUGGUGUACAUCCAAGAUAAUAUGGGUAGGCAGUGGGGUUAUGGAAUUUGUGCUUGUGCAAUAAUAUUUGCGCUAGCGGUGUUCCUAUGUGGUACAAAACGAUACCGUUUUAAGAAACUAGUGGGCAGCCCCUUGACUCAAAUUGCUGCUGUAUUUGUCGUUGCUUGGAGGAAAAGGCACAUGGAACUGCCUUCAGAUUCAUCCCUUCUUUUCAAUAUUGAUGAUUUAGCUGAUGGUAGAAAAAUCAAGAAGCAGAAAUUGCCUCACAGUAAACAGUUCAGGUUUUUGGACAAGGCAGCUAUAAAAGAUCCACAAAUGCCAGCAGUUGUUACAAAGGUAAACAAAUGGUACUUGCCAACAUCAACUGAUGUAGAAGAAGUGAAAUUGGUACUUAGGAUGCUACCAAUUUGGGCCACAACCAUAAUUUUCUGGACUAUCUAUGCACAAAUGAGUACAUUCUCCGUCUCACAAGCUACCACAAUGGAUCGUCAUAUGGGGAAAUCAUUCGAAAUUCCGGCUGCAUCACUCACCGUUUUCUUUGUAGGUAGCAUCCUCCUCACUGUUCCGAUCUAUGAUCGAUUCAUCGUACCAAUUGCCAAGAAAUUCCUUCAUAACCCUCACGGACUUACACCACUUCAAAGAAUCGGUGUAGGCCUAGUAUUCUCAAUAUUUUCAAUGUUUUCUGCUGCUCUUGUUGAAAUUAGACGCUUAAAGGUUGCGCAGAAUGCAGGAUUGGUUAAUAAGCCUCAUGAAGUUGUCCCUAUAAGUGUCUUCUGGCUCAUACCACAGUUUUUCUUCGUUGGAUCCGGGGAAGCAUUCACUUAUAUCGGACAACUCGACUUUUUCUUAAGAGAGUGUCCUAAAGGAAUGAAAACUAUGAGUACUGGGCUAUUUUUAACGACACUUUCCCUAGGAUUUUUCGUUAGUUCUGUACUUGUUACAAUAGUGCAUAAAAUAACUGGCAACAGGCAUCCAUGGAUAGCAGAUAAUCUAAACCAAGGAAGAUUAGACUAUUUCUACUGGUUACUCGCAGGUUUGAGUUUGUUGAAUUUUGUUGUAUAUUUAGUAUUCGCUAAAUGGUAUGUUUACAAGGAAACCUGGCUGGCCGAAGAAGGGUACGCUGUGGAAGAAGAAGAUGGACCAAGUUGUCAUUAAUUUCAUGCUUAAGACGGUAUGAAAAUGCAUUAACAACUACAUAUUUUUUGGGUUUUUUAAUGGUGUACGUUUCUUGUAAUGUUAAAAUCAUAUAAUAGUUAUUUGCUUUCUAUAAAACUUUGCCAUGUUGCAAAGAUGUACCCGUGAAAUAAUUUAAGAGGGUACUGUGUAACAAAAAAGGGGCACCAAAAAGGAAUGGUAUAUAAUGUAUUUUGGUGAAAGUGCGAUGAGACUUGCAAUGCUUUUGUUGGUAUCAGAGAAGUAAAUGAAUUGAUGA